Sebastes umbrosus (honeycomb rockfish) is the source of this 904-nucleotide messenger RNA. RefSeq names its product epithelial membrane protein 1 (gene emp1a). The record is from RefSeq and is a predicted model, not a curated record. Lineage: Eukaryota; Metazoa; Chordata; Actinopteri; Perciformes; Sebastidae. Gene Ontology annotation, cellular component: plasma membrane. The transcript has 5 exons. The coding region runs from base 160 to 636 and encodes 158 amino acids.
AAAGAAACUUUCUGGGUGUGGCUUGGUGAGAGAAAAGAGAGGGAAUGGAAGAGGGAAAACAGGGUGAUGUGUGUGCUGUGAAUUCAAAGCUGGGUGGGUCUACACUGUUACACAUUCCCAAAUAACUCCCGUGCGUUAAAGCGCAUUAAGAAGGCAACGAUGUUGAUGCUUGCUGGAAUCGUUGUUCUGCACAUUACCACCAUCAUCCUGCUUCUGGUGGCCGCCAUUGAUAAUGCCUGGUGGAUCACUGAUACGGUGACAACUGACUUGUGGGGCAGGUGGGAGUUGACAAACUUAGGCUGGCAUUACACCAACCUGCAAGACUACCCAGAAGAAUAUCUCCAGACGGUGCAGGCCACCUCAGUGCUGGCCUGCAUUUUUGCCAUUCUGGCCUUGGUAGUGUUUGUGGCUCAGCUGUUCACCCUGCCCAAAGGCCAGAGGUUCACCUUCACCGGCAUUUUACAGCUAAUCGCCUGCCUGUGUAUAAUGAUAGCAGCCUCCAUCUACACGGCCGAGCUUCAAUUCAACAAAACGGGGGGAGGGUUUGGCCACUCCUAUGUCCUGGCCUGGAUCUCUUUUGUCCUCACCUUCAUCUUAGCGAUCACCUACCUCGUCCUGCGGAAGAAGAGCGAGUGAGAGGAUAAAAGGAAUGAGGGCAGGCCUGGGAUCAUGUUCCCAGUUUGAAUUUGGGAAAAAUGAAAGAGUAGGAUUUGUUUCAAAAAUUGGAGAAAAAAAAACUAAAGAUUGAUGAUCUACAUCUGCAGCUACGAAAAUGGGUGGGAGGGGAUAAUGUCCAAUUGCUUACAAGAGCCAUUUGUUUAUAUUUUGAAUAUUAUAAAUUGAAAUGGAGCUCAUGCUUACAUUACAUGAAGGGCGGAACUUGACAAUUUUACUUCAUAGAUUU